This is a messenger RNA of Arctia plantaginis, 5217 nucleotides long. NCBI's taxonomy places the organism in Eukaryota, Metazoa, Arthropoda, Insecta, Lepidoptera, Erebidae. The record is from the annotation of a GenBank genome assembly.
AUGAAUAUCUUAGAUUAUAAUCGCGGGAAUCCCGAGUUUUCAGUCAGAUUAGUAGUUUGUGAUCACUAUUUGACUAAACCUACGCCGGGAAUCGACGUGAUUUAUUCUGAUUUUAGAGGAGCUGACGUAAAACAGGUACCAGUGCUGAGGAUAUUUGGUCCUACACCUGAUGGUUAUAAAGCCUGUCUUCAUGUACAUGGCGUUUUUCCAUACUUCUAUCUGCCUUGCCCAGUACCUAAUCCACAACCCCAGUUUUUAUACCAGAUUGCCGCCAGUUUAGAUAAAGCUUUAAACAUUGCUUUAAAACAGGCAACUUCUGCAAAUCAACAUGUUUACAAAAUAUCAUUAGUUAAAGGAUUACCAUUCUAUGGAUAUCAUGACAAAGAACAUCUUUAUUUGAAGGUAUUUCUAUACAGCCCUGGUUUAAUUAAACAGGCAGUGGAACUAUGUAGUAAUGGUGCUAUUUUAGGUCAAACAUUCCAACCACAUGAAUCCCAUUUAAAUUUUACGCUGCAAUUUUUCAUAGAUUUUAACUUAUUUGGAAUGAGCAACGUAGACUUACAGUGUGUUAAAUUUCGUAAAUCAGGCAUCUCACAAAAUAGUAAUGAAGUACGAAAUUCAGAUGACUAUGGCCUCAAACCAGAAAGUUCUUGUUAUUAUGAAGCUGAUUGUUCAGCAUCCCACAUUAUUAAUCGUCAAAGGGUAGGCAAAGGGGAUGGAAUUGAAAAUCCAGGCUUAGAGGAAGUAUGGAACCAAGAAUCAGAAAGGCGUAAACAACUAAAUAUAUCUCUGGCUUCAAAAUCAUUAUCUCAAGGCAGGAUAAAGGCAGAAGAAACUGAUUCCCAUUAUAAAUUUGAACAGAUAUUUAAGAUAAAACUGUCUAAUUUAAUUGAUAAACCUGUUGUUGUUGAACAUGAUAAUAAGCCUUUGGAAACAGUCUACUAUCCAGCUGAAAGUAUAGUAGGCUCUCAGUUAUUCAAUGCUGUUGAUGUCAAUGUUCAUUUGCCUGACAAUACUUUAGGUGUCAGUUUUAACCAAACCUUGAAUGGUAAUACAGAUGAAUUUGUAGAAAAAGAUGUGGACAAUACACUAGUGGACGAAGAGUUAGCUUUGAACAACAGUUUAUCUUUACAUUACAGCCAAGUAUUGUUGGACAGUGAAGAUUUUGAACUGGUUGAUAUGCUGCAAAAUAUGGAUGAAAAGCCUAUUGAAGAAGAUAGUGUUAUGGGUAUACCAGUCAAUGUAGAAAAUGAUGCAGAUGUUGAAUUAGAUAAUGCUGAAUAUUCACAAAUAUUUAAUGAAGAUACCUUAAUUUUAAGUCAAGAUAAAUAUACAGAUGUAAGUGAAAGUUCACCGUCGUGGAAUGAUUCGUUUUGGGAUGGUGCCAACAUACCACAACUUGAUGGAACUUGUGACGAUGAUCAUGUCAAGAAAGUUAGGAAAAGAAAAAUGAGAUCUUUUAAACUUGGUCUAUCGCGACCGAAGUCAAAAAAAAAGGAAUCUAAAUCAGUAGAUACUACUUCUGAAUCUACGUUAGACGUUAGUGAGGUUGAUGAAAUAAAUGUUUCAAGAGACACAAUAGAGGAUAUUUCAGAUUUACAUUUAAAAAGAGCUGUGAAAAUAGAAACUGAGAGUAUUUUAAAGAAAUGUAAACAUUCGAAUUCCGGCAAUGUGACAUCAAAGGUAACUUUAGUUAAAGAACUAACAGAAAACUGUGACGAUUUACCUCUAAACGCCGCUAAAAUAUAUGAUUUAGAGAGAAAUAUUGAACCAGCCGCUGGGCCCUCAAAUUGGAGUAUCAACGAUACUUUAAGACAAAAAUUUGAUGAUAGUAUAAAUGAUAUAGAUUCCUCCCCAGAGUGCAAUAAAUUAGGUAUAAUGAGCUUUUAUGACACGUCUAAAGUAUUCGAUUUAUCAUUAGAAAAUGAUAGUGACAUACACUACAAUUCAGAUAAAUAUGGUAAUGUCAGUAAUCAUUGUUCGCCAGUGGAUAUCGAUAUAAAGGCAACAUCGGAAAUAAAAAUGGAAAUAAAUACAACAACUGAAGAAAUGAAUAAUGAAAAUAAACGAAAUGUUACGUUAAUAGAUUAUAAUUAUUCUAAGAUAUUAACCCCUCGAAUGAAACCACCGACUAAAAGCUAUGUAAUGUCUACUUUACAUGAAUACAAUAUACCUAAAACAAAAAAUCCUAAACCAUAUUAUUCAGACCACAAAGAUGUUGGUGAUAAAGUAGAAAUAGGUCAAAUUGUGUUAAAAGUCAACAGUAAACUAUCGAGAGAUCAGAAACCAUUCGAAAAAGUACUAGAUGCAACAAAUAUAGAAGAGUGGCGGCAUUUAAUAUUUCUGCAAACAAAUAAUAUGUCACAAGAAUCAGCAAACCCAGACAGCUUAAAAUUAAUUCUGGCUGGCAAUAAAAAAAACAUUUUGGAGCCAUUAACAAAACCACCGACGAAAAAAGAGAUAAUGAAAUGGUUAGAACAACGAAAUAAUGUCACAAAAGACGAAACUGACAAUAAUGUAGAUAUAAGUACAAAUAUUGAUGAUUUGGAGAAUUCACAAGCCUUAGGUUUAGCUGAAAUUAAUAACAGUAUGAGUCUGGAAACAGAUGACAAGGAUAAAAAUAAUUUAAAUACUAGCCUUCAAGUCAGUAUGCAACCUGAUGGCUCAUUUCUGUGCUUUGGAACUAAUGAUAAUCGAUUAGACAGCAAUACUAUUGAGACGCCGGUAGUUGAUGUAAACUUUUUAACAGUAAUGUUAGCUGAGGUUCUUACUGCAGUUAGAGGAGAUUUGAACCCUGAUCCAGCGAUAGAUCCCAUCCAAGCUUUAUUUGUCACUAUAACAAAUGAUUGCCCCCCGGAUCACCGGUUAGUUAAAAGCAUUACUAAAGUAAUUGUUGUAGAAGAAACAGCAGCAAUAAAGUAUCUAGAUAGAUGCGUUUUCGAUGUCGAUGUUACAUACGUAAAUAAUGAGAGUAAUUUAUUUGAGAAAAUCAUAGAAUUGGUAAUUAACCACGACCCAGAUAUAAUGUGUGGGUAUGAAGUAGAAAUGGAUUCUUGGGGCUACCUUUUCAGUCGAGCUCAAGCCUUAGGUUUGGAAAUUGUUAGAGAAGUUUCUAGAAUAACCGAAAAGCAUCGUCAAAAACGAUGGAGAGGUGAAGAAACUGAUUAUGAGGCAAGAAUUAUUGGCAGAAUCAUGUUAAAUGUUUGGCGAUUAUUUCGUCAUGAGAUGGCGUUGUCAAGUUACAGCUUUGAAAACUGCAUGUAUGAGGUAUUGAAAGAAAGAGUUCCUAAGUAUAGUUACUCUCAGUUAGCGGCAUGGUGGCAUGAUGAGUCAAGAAUAUUAAGAUGGAUUCCAGUAGAAUAUUACUUGACAAAAUUGUCUGGUACCGUCAGGAUGUUGGAUAAACUCGAUAUUAUAAACAGAACUUCAGAAUUGGCUCGACUUUUUGGACUGCAAUGGUGGGAAGUAUUAUCCCGAGGGUCACAGUUCCGUGUCGAAUCUCUAAUGCUGCGAGCAGCAAGACCACUGAAUUUAGUAGCAUUAUCACCGACUGUCAAACAGCGGGCAGCCAUGCGCGCCCCUGAAUGUCUCCCGCUCAUAUUUGAACCUGAGUCGCGGUUCUACGCCGACCCCGUCAUAGUCCUUGACUUCCAGAGCUUGUACCCAUCUAUGAUGAUUGCUUACAACUACUGCUUUUCAACUUGCAUUGGACGAGUUCAAAAUAUUAGUGAUACAGCUUACGAAUUCGGGGCAUGGCGUCUUAAAAUACCUAAAGCUAAAGUCGAAGCUCUAGUUAGAGAGAACUUAGUCCAUUGGUCGCCUGUCGGUGUUGGAUUUGUUAAAGCUUCCGUACGUCGUGGUGUACUGCCGGCACUAUUAAGAAGGAUACUCGCUGCCAGACAGGCUGUCAAGAAAAAUAUGAAGGCACAAACCGAUGAAACUGUGAAGAAAGCCAUGCAUUCUAGACAAUUAGGUUUGAAGUUAAUCGCAAACGUAACUUAUGGGUACACAGCGGCUAACUUUAGCGGUCGCAUGCCCUGCGUAGAGGUCGGCGAUAGUGUAGUGGCGAAAGGCAGGGAAACAUUAGAACGAGCUAUCAAAUUAGUCCGAGAGAGUACUCAGUGGAAUGCUAAGGUAAUAUACGGUGACACGGACUCUAUGUUCGUAUUGGUGCCUGGAGGGACCCGCGCGGAGGCGUUUGAAAUAGGACAACAAAUCGCCGACGCGGUUACCGCCGACAAUCCAUCGCCUGUUGCACUCAAACUUGAAAAGGUAUACCAACCUUGCAUUCUGCAAACAAAAAAGCGCUAUGUAGGUUACAUGUACGAAAGUGCCGCUCAAGAGAAACCUGUGUACGAAGCCAAAGGAAUAGAAACUGUCCGAAGAGACGGAUGCCCAGCUGGUGUUAAACUUCUGCAACGCGCUUUGUGCGAAUUAUUCGAAACGGGGGACAUGUCUCGCGUCAAGCGCUCCGUGAUGGCUACGCUUUCAAAGUUGGUAGACGGCACGUUGCCACCGCAAGAGUUGUUCUUCACUCGUGAGUACCACGGCCCUGGCGGGUAUAGGGCCGGUGCUAGCGCGCCACCCAACGAGAUAGCUAGGCGCCUGGCAUCGCGCGACAGUCGCGCGCGGCCCCGCACCGGGUGGCGCGUGGCGUGGCAGGUGGCGGCGGGCGCGCCUGGCACGGCGCUGGUGCGGCUGGCGCGCACGCCCGGCGAGUUGCGGCGUGAGCCCGCCACGCCGCCGCACGUAGCGUACUACGCGGCGCGCGUGCUCUUGCCGCCCCUGCACCGCUGCCUCUCCUUGCUCGGUGUCGACGUUUUUAAAUGGUGGUCGGAAAUAGGAAUGACUCGCGAAAUCCAGGCCCGUGAGUGUCGAAACACGGGCGGUAUAGCUCGUUACAUGUGGCGCGAACGUUGCGCGCUCUGUGGCACUCGCAGCUCACGCGAUGCCAUAUGCGGGAGCUGUGCCGUUAGCACCAAAGCGCAGAAGUCUGCCGCCGCCCUCGCAUGUAGAUUGAGCGUCGCUUAUGACAAUAUGCAAUAUUGUAACAGUAUUUGUGCAUCAUGUUGUGGUCACAAUAACACUGCACAUUGUGAGAAUAUGGAAUGUCCAGUGUUAUGGAGACGCAUCACCGCAGAACAUAAACUAUUGCAAAUUCGGGAUGUCACUGCAAAUCUGCCUCCGCAAUUCGCUCAAGAGAGCCUAGAUUUUUAA